GAGAGAGAGCACUGCGGCUCUGCAAGGGAGGACCAUGGAGAUUCUCAGCAUUCAGCAAUUGGUAAGUGAGGAAUGUCCCGAAGAGAAAGUCGGCUGUUUUGCAGCACGGACGAGAGGCACAGCCUGGGAGUCUGAACGUUGGCGCUCUGGCCCGGCUGGGCCCUGGUGGGAAUCGGUGGAAAGAGAGAAGCAGAAAGCAGAAGAUGAGAAGAAGAAAAAGCUUGAGGCUCUCAAUAAUGCCAGGUUGAAGAUCGACACCUUGGAAGACUUGGCGGCCAUUGUCAAGCAUCACAAGCAGAGGAAGAAAAAGUGUAAGAAAGUGGUCCUCCCCAAACCGCAGGAGCCGGAAAUCACUAUUGAAUCGGUGGAGCCAGAGCAGUUUCUUGAUGCCGCGCUGGAGAACCGGAUCCUUGUGAUCGAUAAAUACCUGGCCGAUGGAGGAGACCCCAAUACCCAUGACAAGUUCAAAUGUACAGCCCUGCACCGAGCCUGUUUGCGGGGCCACAAGGAGAUCGUGGACAAGCUGCUGGAAGCGGGGGCCAAACUGGAGCCAAGGGACAUGCUGGAAGCAACCCCCUUGCUCUGGACUUGCCGCGGGGGACAUCUGGACAUCCUCAAGGGGUUGAUCAGCCGCGGAGCCAAAAUUUCCACCCGGGACAAGCUAUGGAGCACCCCUUUGCACGUGGCGGUCCGUACCGGCCACUCUGACUGCGCUGAACAUCUCAUUGCCUGUGGAGCAAAGAUCAACGCCCAAGAUAAGGAAGGAGAUACACCUAUUCAUGACGCAGUCAGGCUAGGACGAUUCCAGGCGGUGAAGACCUUGUUGAUGUACGGGGCAAAUCUUAGCAUCCAGAAUGAGGAGGCGGUCACCCCAGUCGACCUGGUGAAGGACUGGCAGACGGGCAUCCGGGAAACGCUCCAAAUGUGCGCCAACCGGCAGCAGGGCCUAGCCAGGAGCUGCUGAAUGUGUGUGUGUGUUUGGGGAGGGCAGGGGGCUUGAAGUAAUGAGGUGUUGACUCUACAAGCCUCCUCCACCUUGUGACCAACUCACCAUCCUUGUCCCCUUUUUUUGCACCAAACUGGGCAGAUCUCUUUGGCCCCCUUCAACAGUAAUAACAAUCCUGGGCUUCUUGCAUCCCCAGCUGAUGUGGGGCAACCAUCUGGGCUCUAAGGCAGUGGUGGCCAACUGGCAGGCCGGGGGCCACUGGUGGGCCGCGAGAAUAUUUUGGUGGUCCGCAGAGAAAUGUUCGGCCAUGAAAGCAAUUAAUCCAGGCUGCGCGGGGACACAAGGCUGUGCCGCCCACAUGGCCUGCCCCUCCGUUGGCCUGCCCACCCUUUGGCCGAGCGCAAACCUUGAGUAGAGCCACGCGAGCUGAAACUGGGAGGGGAGACCAACGGCCGGGGAGGGAAAUCCGCCCCGGGGUGGCUUAUUGACGUUGGUGGGAAAGUCGGUCCCAUAU
Messenger RNA from Notechis scutatus (mainland tiger snake), 1460 nucleotides. RefSeq names its product ankyrin repeat domain 23 (gene ANKRD23). Gene Ontology annotation, biological process: regulation of transcription by RNA polymerase II. The record is from RefSeq and is a predicted model, not a curated record. NCBI's taxonomy places the organism in Eukaryota, Metazoa, Chordata, Lepidosauria, Squamata, Elapidae. Gene Ontology annotation, molecular function: RNA polymerase II-specific DNA-binding transcription factor binding. Gene Ontology annotation, cellular component: nucleus.